CUCCGUCGUUUGUCUUGCCCGCUGUUCUUCUACACGUGGGAAUUCCCGGCCGGCUGGUUCCGGGGCAAAGCGAGCACGUGGGAACGGGGCGUUUUGCACCUCCCUUGCCUUUAUCUCAGGAUCAAUGGCAUCAGCGCUGCCCCCCAAUUUCUCUUGGGUCGUCUCAGGCCUGUUGGCUGGGCUGGCCAUGCCCCGGCUCCCUGCUCACUACCAGUAUAUGCAUGACCAUGGGAUCCGGCAUCUGGUGUCGCUAACCGAGCGGAGCCCGCCUUACCACGAUACCUGCCCGGGCAUCCAAGUGCAUCGCCUACGCAUUGCCGACUUCUGCUCCCCCUCGACCGAACAGAUCCAGCGGUUUCUGCAAAUUGUGGAAGACGCCAACGCCAAGCGGGAGGCUGUGGCUGUUCACUGUUUGCUGGGCUUCGGACGGACGGGAACCAUGUUGGCGUGUUACCUUGCCAAGACCCACAAAAUUACCGGGGUGGAAGCCAUCCAAAAAAUCCGUCAGCUGCGGCCGGGCUCCAUCGAGACUUACGACCAGGAGAAAGCCGUCAUCCAGUUCUACCAGCGUACAAAGUAGCUGCUGGAAAAGACGAGAACUUGCCCCUGAGAAACAACACAACGAUUGUGUCUCUUUCCGCUUUCUGGGGGGAGGGGGAAGCAAGCUGGCUUUAGAGAGUGGAUCCAGCAGGGAUCCAGUCCGACUGGAAUCCCAGUCUGUUCUGACCUAGGCUCCCUUAAAAAGCAGGAAGCAGAGUCUUGAUCUUGGCAAAACCUCUUUUAUUGACACGACUGUGAAUUCCAUCCAUUCACAGUCAGCAAGGCCCGUCCAAACAGUCUUUCAAAGGAAUAUUCAUCAACACAGACCUUAUCUCGCUUGGAAAGCUGCCAUGUAAUUAGUUUCCAAACGCAGGGCAAGGCCAAACUUGGCACAGAGUUUCUUAGAGUCACAAAUGGAACUUUCCACUCUUGAAAUGAAUUGUUUCCUGCGAAAGCCCCCUCCCCGUUCGCUCCUCUUUUGUUUCCUAUGGGAGGGGCCAAUCACCUCCAAGGUGUGGCUUUACUCCUGAGUCGACCCUGCUUUCUGAGUUUGUCUUCUGGCAGCUCUGCGCAUGCACAUACUGGGAACGGGCUCCAGCUGUUCCUCUGCCUCACUGCUGUCAAACUCCCUCUCUGCCUCCGAGGCAGAGCCCUCGUCCGAGCUUUCCUCAGCCCCCAGGGCUGGCCCAUGUUUCUCCCCAACCUCCUCAAUUUCCAACUCUGCUGCCAGCUCUGCAACACAACACAAACACACAUAACACAGACACGCACAAACACACAGUCCUUUUAUCUUAUCUAUUGGUUCUCUCCGAGUUAGUCGAAGUUAACUUUUUCAAGAGUGAAGCAUUUGCAUCUCCAGUGCCGUUUUGCAAAAAAUUAACUCAACUCCAUCCCACAGUUGAAAAAGAGACGCCUUCGGAAACCUGGCGAAUCGUGUCUUUGGAUGGAGGAAAAGGAAAAUAUUGGGGGAGAAAUUAUUCAAGACCCCGUUCGCACGAGAAAAUCCUGAAUUUUAAGGUUUAGAACCUCGCGUUUCAGGGAGGGAGAUGUUUCUGGUUAAGGAUAGCCUUGGCGAUAAAGAAGCCAUCCUAAUAAUAAUAAAAAAAUACCAGAUGGUG
Messenger RNA from Ahaetulla prasina, 1658 nucleotides. It is a transcript of the gene DUSP23, whose product is annotated as dual specificity phosphatase 23. Bases 125 to 580 code for a protein of 151 amino acids. The record is from RefSeq and is a predicted model, not a curated record. Gene Ontology annotation, molecular function: protein tyrosine/serine/threonine phosphatase activity. Lineage: Eukaryota; Metazoa; Chordata; Lepidosauria; Squamata; Colubridae. The transcript is spliced from 3 exons. Gene Ontology annotation, biological process: protein dephosphorylation; cilium assembly.